Molecule: messenger RNA, 887 nt
Organism: Corticium candelabrum
Lineage: Eukaryota; Metazoa; Porifera; Homoscleromorpha; Homosclerophorida; Plakinidae
Product: charged multivesicular body protein 4b-like
Exons: 5
Coding region: 70-750 (226 amino acids)
Biological process (GO): late endosome to vacuole transport via multivesicular body sorting pathway; vesicle budding from membrane
Cellular component (GO): ESCRT III complex; cytoplasmic side of plasma membrane; multivesicular body
Source: RefSeq, a predicted model, not a curated record
UCACGAUUGACUGCGCACGCGUAUUGGAGGCUGCGGCUGAGUCAGCGUCGUCUCGUUCUAAGAAUCAGUAUGGCCUCUUUGAAACGGCUUUUCGGAGGGAGCAAGAAACAAGGUGAUGCUCCUCCAACACCACAAGAGGCUAUCCAGAGACUUCGGCAAACGGAAGAGAUGUUAGAAAAGAAGACGGACUACUUAGAGAAGAAGAUCCAAGCAGAGCUUGUUAAUGCCAAGAAACACGGAACGAAGAACAAACGAGCUGCGCUAAUGGCGUUGAAACGAAAGAAGCGUUACGAAAAACAACUAGCUCAGAUUGACGGUACACUAUCAACGAUAGAAUUUCAGAGAGAAGCAUUGGAGAAUGCGAACACAAACGCGGAGGUUCUAAAGAAUAUGGGCGUGGCUGCCAAGGCUCUGAAGGCAGCCCACAAACAGCUUGAUGUUGACGAUGUACAUGAUCUAAUGGACGACAUUCAGGAACAAAAUGAGUUAGCUGAUGAGAUUACUCAGGCUCUUACCCAAGGAAUCGGUGCCCAGUCAGACUUUGAUGAUGAUGAUUUGCUUGCUGAACUGGAAGAGAUGGAACAGCGUGAUCUGGAUGAGAAGUUGCUAGAUGUAGAAAGAUCUGAGUUGGAAUUGCCAGAAGUACCUGAAAGUGCACCUCCAGCUGCAGCUGCCAAAUCAAAACCAGUGAAGGCAAAGACACACGAAGAUGAGGAACUGGCGGCAUUGGAGAACUGGGCAGCAGCAUAGAUAUGUAUAGAUAGGUAAUGCUUAUUGUUGUCAAUAGGACAAUUGAAUGUCCACAAGUUGUUAUGUAUUAUGAUCAUGUAUUGCAAGCAAUGAAGUUGUGCUGCUUUGUCUUGGAAUGUAACAUCAAAAUCACUGUG